AUGACUGGACGCUUCUCCUCCGACCACUCUCGGUCGGCGUCUCGCUCGUCCCAGACUCCUCGACUCUCCCAGGGACAGCCGAUGGAAUCGAUGUCUCGCCACUCCUUCGGUCGCACGUCGCGUCUCUCCAACCCCAAUGUCUUUUCCGACGAAUACUCAUUAGAACCGAUCGAUGCCGACCGAAUCGAACGCGCUCCUAGCCCUGCCUCUGUCGCCUCUUCUACCACCCUCCGCUCAGUCAACCAUCCUCAGAAGGCCACCGGUGCGGUUGCCGACAAUGAGAACCCGUUCGCCGACGAAGCGCGGGUCUCUAUCGAUGAACCCCAUCGCUCCAGCCUGCCCCAGAAGGGGAUGGGUGGCUUCUCCAGUAACCGCAACUCCAUCACAUCCGCUCACAAUGCUCCUUUUGUUCAAAGGAAUCAAAGCAUCUCUUCCCGAUUCUCUAUACCUCGUGCCAUGAGUCCGUACACCGGAGCCACAGGCCCCAGCCAUCCCUACGGCAUGUAUCCUCAGGUUGGCGUCAGUCGCUCUCCAAGUGUAGGGAGUACUUCGACAAUUCGCCCACAGGAACGCCCGCUGGGUGAAAUGAACGGCCCUCAACAUCCUUACGCAAUGUAUUCUCAAAAUGUUGUUGAGGAAGGGAUAGAUGACGAUAUCGUCCCAGUCGGCUUCCCCGGCCACAACCCACCGUAUCAGCCGCCAGCUGAUCGUCGAGAUGACGAGCUGGGUGAUAUUAUUGGGCCUGAUGGGCACGCUGAGCCCCUGCCGCCGUAUUCACGUUACCCGACAGGUGUUGUUCCAAAGCCUCCUGGUGCCGAGAAUAUGACCGAUAUAAACCCACCUCCAGAGGAUCAGCAUCUCCCUUCCGUUUCAAGAGAAGCACCGAUCUCUGAGACCUCCACAAGGGCGCUAAUGCCCGACCCAUCUGGGAGCGUGAACGGGAACGAGAACGGGUACGAGAACGGGAAUGAAGGCAAUGAGCGCCGCGAUGGCACAAGGGCACCUCUUACUGGUAUCAUGGCGUUCGAAGAGAAGCUGAAGCAGAAAGGCAAGAGAACCGCAUGCUGUGGACUUCCUGUCUGGACACUUGUCCUUAUUAUAACCGUUUUACUCAUCGGAGGUUCCAUUGGAGGUGUGAUUGGAGGUGUUCUCGGCACAAAGCGAGCUGCCGAAGCUGAGCGGGAAGCGCAACAAAAUCAGUCAAAGGGCCCUCACAUCGUUACAGUCACUCAAACGCCCCAAAUGGACUACUCGACAAUGACAAGCACCCCGACAAACCUGAUGACGGUGCCGACCGGCCAUUACCUCAUUCCUGCGAUCAUGCGGAAUUGCUCGCGUAUGUGUGUCGAAGGAAGUAGCGAGAUGACCAAGGCUUGGUCCUGCAUGAACAAGCCGAACGAUUUUGAGGUCUAUGUGGAAGGGAGUGAUCACCAUCACUCCAUCGUCUUUGUGGACGAUGGUCCCACUUCGACUUUCACCUAUGGCGCCCAACCGCCUUAUCUUCCAACCCCCACACAGAGUUUGACCAUGGCGAUUGACAAUAGCGAUCCCAGCAUGGGCCCUGCGCUCUUUUUCUACUCCUUUUUCAAUAAGCUGGUCAUUCUUCCGGACGACACGUUCACAUCCAGUUCCGUCUCGAAGCGGUCGUAUGUGGACGGAGACACCAACAUCAUUUCGUCCUUCUUGGAUCGCAAGCAGACAGCGGAACCUGGUGAUAAGCCGUGGUUCUGUUGGUGGAACAGCACCCUGUUGGAAUUCUUCCUCUACGUCAACCAAUCAUCGACAGAUACUUCGUCUGGCAGCGCAGCGACUACCGACAGUGACAUGGCGGCCAGCACCGCCACUGGCCGGUCCAGUUCAACCUCGAAGCGUUUUGCUGAUGCCGCCGAUUAUCCUCGGAAGAUCAAGAUUGAAGAGCGACGCGACCAUUCUGGAUCCAUAGCACCGUACUGCCAGCAGAUGCAAGUGCUGAACAACGGCCAAGUGGUUCCCCUCGCAAAUCAGAUUAUUGACGUCAAAGAGAGCGAGCCCACUCCAACCACCACCUACACCAACAGUAAUGCUGGCUCCCAGCAGACAUACACGGCUCAGGCGUCAUACGCAACUCCGUGCUACUGUUUGUCUUUGACUGAUUAA
Molecule: messenger RNA, 2136 nt
Organism: Penicillium atrosanguineum
Lineage: Eukaryota; Fungi; Ascomycota; Eurotiomycetes; Eurotiales; Aspergillaceae
Exons: 1
Coding region: 1-2136 (711 amino acids)
Source: RefSeq, a predicted model, not a curated record